Salvia splendens (bonfire salvia) is the source of this 1628-nucleotide messenger RNA. RefSeq names its product zinc finger CCCH domain-containing protein 12. The record is from RefSeq and is a predicted model, not a curated record. Lineage: Eukaryota; Viridiplantae; Streptophyta; Magnoliopsida; Lamiales; Lamiaceae. Gene Ontology annotation, molecular function: mRNA binding; metal ion binding. Bases 282 to 1334 code for a protein of 350 amino acids. The transcript is spliced from 2 exons.
GAGUAGUUUUGGAUAUUUGCAGUGUAAGUUUUGUGCUCUUCUAAUUUCUUGCUAUUUCUAGCUCAAGUUUGUAUUUUUAUGUGAUUUUGUGGGUAUUGCCUCCGUAAAGGAAUGCAAGAUUAGGGUUUCUUUUUUGUUUCACUUUGAUUAGCUAUGAUUCUCUUAUCUGCUCCCCAAAAAGGUUGGAUUCGGAGAUUAGCAUUUCUUGGUGUAAGUUAGUUAUACUUUCAUUUGGGGAAACAUUUGUUGUUGAGAGGGAGUUUUUUUUUAUCUUCCUGGAAAUGGAUUAUCGUCGCGAGAAUCGAUUAUCUAGUGGCGAUGUGGUUCAUGUUCUACCCCGGAGCUCUCAGAAUCCUGUCAACGAGACCUGGGAAUCCGGGCUCGUUGAUCAAGCAGUUUGGGCCACAGAGGAUGACUAUGGGAUGUGGAACGGAGAAGCCUCAUUCGACACCAAUUCAAACUCGAGCUAUGAUGGGGCUCGUGCAGGAAGUGAGCCACCGAAUAAGAGAUCAAGGGGUUCCAAUUCAGGAGACGGGGCAGCUUCUAACCGGUCAAAAGCCAUUGGAAAGAUGUUUUACAAAACUAAACUGUGUUGCAAAUUCCGGGCUGGGACUUGUCCGUACAUCACCAAUUGUAAUUUCGCGCACAGUGUUGAGGAGCUCAGAAAACCACCGGAUAAUUGGCAAGAAAUCGUGGCAGCACAUGAGGAGGAGCGAGCAUCAUCAGCUGAACCAAGGGAGGAGUUUCAGAUCCCGAUUGUUGGGGUUAGUGAUGAGACACAGAGGUCUUACAAAGGAAGGCACUGCAAGAAGUUCUACACCGAGGAAGGCUGCCCAUACGGGGAGAACUGCACUUUCCUUCAUGAUGAGCAGUCCAAGGCCAGAGAAAGUGUGGCGAUAAGCUUGGGCCCAGGCAGUGGCACUGGCACUGGCAACAGCAAUGGUGGUGGUAGUGGGUAUGGAGGCAGCAUGAGUGGACCUACCUUGAAACCUUCGAAUUGGAAAACAAGGAUUUGUAACAAAUGGGAGCUUACUGGAUACUGCCCUUUUGGAAGCAAAUGCCACUUUGCUCACGGUGCUGCAGAACUACACAACUUCGGUGGAGGGGCAACAGACUCAGAUGCUAAAGAUCCAUCCACUCCCGAUGCCAAACAACUUGUGAGAACAUCAGUUGAUGUCAUUGCAGGUCUUCCUCACACCGAGGGCUAUCAUAUGGGAAUCCCGCCCCAGAGACUGUCCAACACAAUACAGAGAACCGGACAGAGACCUAAUCAAAAAUGGAAAGGCCCUGAUAAGAUUAGCAAGAUCUAUGGUGACUGGAUUGAUGAUCUCUAAUGGAUAGAGAGGAGGAUAGAAUCUGCUGGUUUUCUUCGCUGAAUAAAGGCAGUUAUAAAAACUGUUGUAUCGGUUGUUACUCUGUAGGAUAAAGAACGUCGUUCGCAGUGUUCAUCUCUCACCGUCUUGAAGUUCUUCCAGCUGGUUUUUGUACUUGGUAGCAUUUUUCCCUUUCUUAAUGUCACAAGACUGUUUCUGCUGUUUGUGUAUUUGUUGGCAAGUUUCAUAUGCUUGUUUUGGGAAUGGUUUUUUUAUUUAAGUUUUGGUUGAGAAAGUAAAUUUCUUGGUGUUGUA